AUGGCAGACGAAUCAGCCGAGAGCCUGACUUUGGAGGAAUUGGAAGUGGCUAUUGUAAAUCUGAGAAACAGCUUGGAGACGAUGUUGCAAGACGACCCCAAUUUCUAUUCUCAUACGACUCUGCUUGCACAUGCACUUCGAAAGUAUUACCUUUUAUUACGACCACAUGGACAUUUGAGUACUCUCGAGGAGUCCAUCACCUUGCUGCAACAAGCUGUCGAGAGUUCUUCCGCAGACGAUGUCAAGAGAGCUGAGUACCUUAUUAGUCUCGCUUUCUGCUUGAGUCUUCGUUGCGAUGCGACAGAAUCUGAAUUCGAUGCUGUAGAAGCUUCCCGGUUAGCAUACGAGGCCAUGAAUGGGGUAGAAAAGGAUGAUCCGUCGUAUGCUACAAUUCUGCAAUCAGCAUGUCAUUUCAUCAGCAAAAAGGCAAUCAGGCUCCACGAUGAAGAUGAUUUGGGAAAUGUGUUCAAUAUGCACAAGUACAUACUGUCGGUCACAAACAUCGAUCAUCCCGAACUCAAGUCGCGAUUCCGGAACUACGACAAUACACUGUUUAAAGGGUACUUGGCAUUCGGACACGUAGAGUAUCUGCAGGCCGCGAUUCGAGUCUCGGAGGAUAUCAUCAAUAUCCCGGAUCAAAGCUCAGAAGAACAUGCAAGAAAUGUAUGGAUUCUUGGCCAGCGUCUCGUUCAACGAUACUUGAGGACCGGAACGUCUGCAGAUUUGGAUGAUAGUAUAAGAGCGUGCCAACAAGCUGUCGACGACACUCCGCUCAACUCUAAGGAUCGGCAGCGAAGGCUGCAGUCCCUUUGUGAUAGGCUGGGAGAGAAGUAUUCUCUGACCCGAGAAGAAGACGAUUACCAGGCCGCCAAAGUGGUGGUAGACCAAAUUCUUGAUCAUUUGCCGACGAAACACAAGAGUCGAGCCCGAUGCCUUGGAAACAUUGGAAUUAUUCUGAGUCUCCGAUAUAGACAAACAGGACGUGAUGAUGACUUUCAACGAGCCAUUCGUGUGGCUAAAGAAGCCGUCGAUCUGACUGCUGACGGCGACAUUGGACGUGCUGUGCGACUGAGUAACCUUGGUGUAGUGUAUGCCGAGGCAUACGACAAGACUGGAAAUACAGAGCAACUCGAAGAGGCGAUCCGAAUCGGAAGAGAAACCCUCACUGCCACGCCGAAUGAUCAUCCAGACAAAGCCCUGCGUCAUUUCAAUCUUGCAGACAGGCUUCAACUUCGAUAUUGUGAGUCGGAAUCAACCGAUGACCUCAAGGAAGCUAUUUCCUUGUAUCGACUCACCCUACGUGAGUUUAGGGCCCCCAUGUUUCUUCGCGUUGAGGCUGGUUACUCCCUGAUGCAGGCUUGCGUCUGGAACCGCGAUUUAAACGAGGCAUACAAGGCUGGCGCCGAAACCAUCGAUCAUCUGUUACUAUUCAGAUCGUUUUCACUACAAAACACUGAUAUACAGCGUGAAGCAAGCAAACUUUUAGGUUUGGGAACUGAGACAGCAUCACUUGCUUUGACAGUGGGUCGGAGCGCAGAGACUGCCCUUGAGUUUCUUGAGAUGGCUCGAGGAGUCAUGGCAUCUUCGAUCAAUAUGCUCAGGGCCGAUAUCAGUGGUUUGGAGGCGAAGUUUCCGGAACUAUCCGCUAGGUAUAAUCGUCUUCGAGACCAGCUUGACACAGGUUCGGUUCCUGAAUCCGACUUUGCCCUGGGCGAAGAGGUUUGGGGAAAUGGGAUGAGUCACAGAUAUGACACCGGAGAGCAAAUUUCAGCAUUGCUGAAGGAGAUACGUGCAAAACCGGGGUUUAAAUUCUUUCUGAGACCUGACGAUGUGGAAGGGAUGAAGCGUGCAGCUGACCUCGGCCCUGUUAUUGUGGUCAACGUCGGGUCUCUGCUUUGCGACGCCAUAAUCAUCCAGCGAGAUGGUUUCAGUGCUGUUCAUCUUCCGAGCCUGAGCAAGAGUGAUAUCGACUCGAAGUAUCAGUCAUUAGGUCAAGGCAGUUUAAGGGUUCUCGAAUGGCUGUGGGAUGUCGUUGCUGAGCCCAUACUAAAUGCGCUGGGUUUCACUGGAGCACCGCGCGAGGGGGAGAUGAGAAGAGUAUGGUGGAUUCUGACAGGCUCUUUGAGUACAUUUCCUAUCCAUGCUGCAGGGCGGAACACUCAACGAAACGGUGAUACGGUGAUGGACAGAGUCAUGUCUUCAUACGCUACCUCAGUAUCAGCUAUUGUACAGAGUCGAAGGACGGCGCCCGCUUCUCACGAUGAGGCGCUAUUGGUGUCUGCUAGUGAAACGCCCGGUCACCGGACAUUAGCUUUUGCAGGAGAGGAAAUCAGUGUGCUCCGAGAUAUCUGUCACAGGAUGAAUCUCAAGCCUGUUGAGUCUGAGCCCAUUAGAGAAGAUGUGACAUCACACCUACGAAAGUGCAAGAUCUUCCAUUUUGCAGGGCACGGGUACACUGAUACAGCUGAUCCUUCCAAGAGCCAACUAUACCUCAGAGACUGGGAAACAAAUCCCCUUACAGUGGCAAGCCUCCUCGAGCUCAACCUUCAUCGGGAGGGUCCAUUUCUCGCCUAUUUAUCUGCCUGCGGUACAGGACAGAUCAAAAGCCAAACCCUCUUUGAUGAAGGUAUCCAUAUUAUUAGUGCAUGCCAACUAGCUGGGUUUCGGCAUGUCAUAGGAACAUUGUGGGAGGUAAAUGAUCAGUCUUGUGUCGAUAUGGCUGGUAUCAUAUACGAGGAAAUGCUCAAGGGAGACAUGUCGGAUGAGUCGGUGUGUCGUGGUGUUCAUGUUGCUACGAAAGGAAAGAGAGAUCAGUGGCUUGAUGAGACCUAUGGCACUGAGGAUGGGCCUAGGAAGGAGAAGGAGAAGAGGGAUCCCGAUGUCGAAAGAGAUAUUAUUUCUCUCGAUGAAGAGGAUGGGCAAGGUAUUCCUGGUCCUCCAUUGCACUGGAUUCCAUAUGUGCAUUUUGGUGCAUAA
This is a messenger RNA of Fusarium subglutinans, 2976 nucleotides long. RefSeq names its product 30S ribosomal S17P protein. NCBI's taxonomy places the organism in Eukaryota, Fungi, Ascomycota, Sordariomycetes, Hypocreales, Nectriaceae. The transcript has a single exon. The record is from RefSeq and is a predicted model, not a curated record. Gene Ontology annotation, molecular function: protein binding. Bases 1 to 2976 code for a protein of 991 amino acids.